AUGAAGUGUGUCGGCCUAUUAUGUUGCUUAGUAACUUUAGCGAUUUCCAUGACUUAUUCGAAGCCUUACCAUGGCUCAUACAACCCUGGUAAACGUUGCGCUAACAUGUGGGAUGAUGGAUGUAUAAACAACCAGCUGCCUGGUGCAGGCGGCGAUGACGACUACCUUAACGGCGGCUUCAAUCCUGGCAAACGUUGCGUUAACAUGUGGGAUGACGGAUGUAUAAAUACCCAGUUGCCUGGUGCAGGUGGCGAUGAUGAUUACCUUAACGGCGGCUUCAAUCCAGGCAAACGUUGCGCUAACAUGUGGGAUGACGGAUGUAUAAACAACCAAUUGCCUGGCGCAGGUGGCGAUGAUUCUUAUUUGAAUGGCGGAUUCAACCCCGGUAAGAGAUCACUGGAAGAGAUUUUGGCAAAAAUACAAAGAGCACAUGCGAGGAAACAUUAAAAGCACUGACAAUAAAACAUUUUCCAUUGCAAGUUCAUUUAUUUUCUGUUGCUUUUUAUUACUUAUAACUAAAUGAAAUAAUGACGUUAGUACACCUGUGAAGUGCGUAUUAUUAUUAGAAAAUAAAAAAAAGGUAAUUUUCCUUUACAAUUUUUUUAAGUUUCUUUGUAUUAUUUACAACUGAAUGAAAUAAUAACGCUAGUACAUCU
This is a messenger RNA of Achroia grisella, 656 nucleotides long. RefSeq lists its product as uncharacterized. The record is from RefSeq and is a predicted model, not a curated record. NCBI's taxonomy places the organism in Eukaryota, Metazoa, Arthropoda, Insecta, Lepidoptera, Pyralidae. The transcript is spliced from 5 exons. Bases 1 to 447 code for a protein of 148 amino acids.